Molecule: messenger RNA, 1176 nt
Organism: Rubroshorea leprosula
Lineage: Eukaryota; Viridiplantae; Streptophyta; Magnoliopsida; Malvales; Dipterocarpaceae
Source: the annotation of a GenBank genome assembly
GUUUCUUUCUUUCCGCAUCUGAAAAUCGAAAUCCUAUUCCGAUAACCGCCCGAAAAUGGAAGUUAAACGGCGAACGGCUCGCUCCCUCGUUGCCAAGCUCAGUUCCGUCUCCGAACAGACUCGAUCCGAGGCCCUCGCCGAACUCCGCCUCAUCACCAAGCACGAUGCUGACAGCCGCCCAAUCGUCGCUGAAGCUGGUGGCAUUCCGUAUCUCGCCGAGAUUCUUUAUUCGUCUUCAUCUUCAGCCCAGGAGAACGCGGCCGCCACGCUCCUCAAUCUUUCUAUUUCCUCCCGUGCCGCUCUCAUGUCCACCUGGGGCUUACUUGAUGCGAUUUCCCACGGUCUCAGCCAUUCCCCGUCGGAUGCCGCUGUCCAGUCCUGCGCCGCCACGAUCUACAGCCUCCUCAUCGCCGAGGAAUCGUAUCGCCCUAUAAUCGGUUCUAAACGCGAUAUCAUUUAUUCACUGGUGAGGAUAAUCACUGACUCCAAAUCUAGUCCGGAAUCCAUAAAGGAUGCUCUGAAAGCUCUGUUUGGAGUAGCGCUUUAUCCGCUGAAUAGGGCGACUUUGAUUGAUCUCGGGGCAAUUCCGGCGCUUAUAUCUCUCAUAAUGAGGAAAGAACUGGCGGGGAUUGUGGAAGAUGCAAGCGCGGUGUUGGCACAAAUAGCGGGGUGUGGGGAGAGUGAAGAGGCAUUUAGGAAGGCGGAGGGGGUGAGGGUUUUGGCGGAUAUGUUGGUUGAGGGGACGGAGGCAAAUGGAAGGACAAGGGAGAAUGCUGUAGCAGCACUGCUGAAUUUGGCCAGGUGUGGAGGAGGAAGAGGGAGAGAGGAGGUGAGGGAGGUGGGGAUGAGGGUGUUGGAGGGGAUUUCCAACGUUGCGGAGAAUGGCAGCAGCAAAGGGAGGGCAAAGGCAUUUGAUUUGCUCAGGAUUGUAGUUGAAGGCUACGAGAUGGGCGAUUCACGGUUUGAUGAUUUGCUGAAUCGCUCUACAUGAAUGAAUUAGUUGUUUUUAAUUGUUGAAUUUGAUUUUCUUUCUUUAGAUUUAGUUUGAUAUGUGCAGACGAGAUUUGUAAUGAUGGACUGUAAAUGUGAAUUGAAUUUGUGACACGGCAUUUUAUCAUUGAUUUGGGAUUUUUUCCAAGGUGUAAAUUGUAUUGUGAAUGAAAUAGCAACUUGCAU